Messenger RNA from Arachis stenosperma, 946 nucleotides. RefSeq lists its product as uncharacterized. Gene Ontology annotation, cellular component: cytoplasm. NCBI's taxonomy places the organism in Eukaryota, Viridiplantae, Streptophyta, Magnoliopsida, Fabales, Fabaceae. The transcript is spliced from 6 exons. The coding region runs from base 53 to 946 and encodes 297 amino acids. Gene Ontology annotation, biological process: biosynthetic process. The record is from RefSeq and is a predicted model, not a curated record. Gene Ontology annotation, molecular function: isomerase activity.
GAUAACUAAAAGUUAAAGAAAGUGUUCUUUAUCUUUGUUGUUGUGUGUGUCUAUGGCAAAGAAACCUGUCAAAUAUUCAGUGGUGAAUGCAUUCACUGAUUCAGCAUUCAAAGGGAACCCUGCAGCUGUGUGUUUCUUAGAAGAAGAGAAGGAACAAAAGUGGUUGCAAUCUGUGGCUGCUGAGUUCAAUGUCCCUGUCACAUGUUACUUAACAAGAAUUUUUUCACAUUCCAACGGAACCUUUCAUCACUUUCCUCGUUUUAAUCUCAGAUGGUUCACUCAUGUUACUGAGGUUAAUAUUUGUGCCCAUGCAACAUUAGCAGCAGCACACACACUAUUUUCAUCUGGUUUGGUUGAUUGCAAUAAUGUCAUUGAAUUUGUUACACACUCUGGAAUAUUAAGUGCCAAAAGGAUCCAAGCCACGUUGCAAAAUAGUUCAAAGAAAGACAAUGGAUUUUUUAUUGAAUUGGAUUUUCCUGCUUACCCUAUUACAGAGCCAAACCUUGACGAGACUUCACAGAUUUAUGAAGCAUUGAAUUAUUGUGCCUCCAUAAUUGAUAUAAAGAGGACACAAAUUACUGAUGACUUACUUGUUGUAGUGUCAUCAGGAGAAGCUGUAAGAAAAGUUGAACCGAAAUUCGAUGCAAUAUCCAAAAUUCCUGGAAGGGGAGUAAUUGUUUCAGGGAUAGCUCCUCCAAGUUCCGGAUUCGAUUUUUACAGUCGAUUUUUCUGUCCGAAAGAUGGAGUCAAUGAGGAUCCUGUAUGUGGAACUGCACAUUGUGGGUUGGCAUCAUAUUGGAGCAAGAAGCUAGGCAAGUGUGAUUUCAAUGCUUAUCAGGCAUCAGAAAGAGGAGGAAUUCUCAACAUUCAUAUUGAUGCCAAGAAUCAAAGAGUGCUUUUGCGUGGAAAAGCUGUCACUGUUAUGGAAGGCUGUCUUCUUGUCUAG